Rotaria sp. Silwood1 is the source of this 777-nucleotide messenger RNA. The record is from the annotation of a GenBank genome assembly. Lineage: Eukaryota; Metazoa; Rotifera; Eurotatoria; Philodinida; Philodinidae.
AUGAUACCUGAUAAAUGUUAUAUUGUCGAUUGUACUAAUAAAGAUAUUGCAUUGUCUGAUAGAUUACGACAGGAACUGAUUACCAACGGUUAUGUGAAAGUGAAAUGUGAAAACUUGGUAAAUGGAGACUGCGACAAAGCCUGCCUCGAUGUUAUCAACAAUAUAGGUGGAGUUUGUUGUUCAUAUGAUGAUGAUCCAUUAUCAUUGAUUUGGCCCGUCAAAGUACUUGAACUUGAUACACCAGAAUCAAAAUUACAAGCAUCUCAACUUGAUCGAGAACUUGUAUUACAUACUGAUUGUUCAUAUGAACAUGAUGCACCACAUUUUGUUGCUUUGUAUGUUGUUCAAUGUGAUCGAACUGAAAAUGGUGGCAAGUUUCAUAUGGUUAGUACUCAAGAAAUUAUUGAUAAAUUAUCAGUGGAAACAAAGCGUUUAUUACGUAAUGAAACUUAUAAGAUUAAUGUUCCACCAGAUUUUCGAAAAGGUGAUAUCGAUUAUAUAUAUGGCUCCAUUUUACUCAAUGGUGAUAAAAAUAUUCGAUAUAGACGAGACAUUGUUGAUAAAAAUCGAUUGAAAGAAGAAUCACCAGAAAAACAAGCAGCCAUUGCCGAGCUAAAUUCAAUAAUUUUGACUGACGACCAAUUAAAUCUUUUUCGACCAAGGCUUGACAAUAAUAUGAUGAUAUUAUUCAAUAAUCGUACUUUUCUUCAUGGUCGUACAAAAAUUCUAGAUCUUGAGCGCAAUGUACUACGUGUUCGUUUCAAUUUAGCUUGUUGA